Porites lobata is the source of this 1006-nucleotide messenger RNA. NCBI's taxonomy places the organism in Eukaryota, Metazoa, Cnidaria, Anthozoa, Scleractinia, Poritidae. The record is from the annotation of a GenBank genome assembly.
AUGCGAGGUAUAAAGUUUUUGAUUCUCAUAGCCAUUUUGGCUGAGAAAGAACCCUCUAGAACACCAGUGAAGAUCACUCGCUACACCAAGACUGCCAAUCUGACUAAACUAGUAGUAAAUGACAUAACUCAAAUCACACUUCCAAACAGCUUUGAGUGCCCAUUUCAAUUCUCACAAGAACUCAGCCAGCAGGAACUAAUAACCUUAGAUAAGAUCCAUGAAGGUCCCGAGGAUAACAUAACGUUGGUAUGUAAAGUCCUUAAACUUGGUGAAACAAAAGUUGUAGGCCAAGCGAAGUACCAUGUCCUCGAUGCUACUAUUGCUGAUGCCACAGUAUCCAGUUGUUUCUCCUACGGUCUGUUCGCCUACAUCUAGAGUCGAAUCGCCUACAUCUUGUAUGUCAAACACAACAACAAAAGUCGAUACAUUCUAUCCUCUAUGUCUAGAAAACCAACGCGCUAAAACACUCAAGUCAGAAUGUUUUUAAACAAUUUAUUAUGGCAGAACCCGGUCAUCUGCAAAUAGAAUGUGUGAAAAAUAUUUUGCUUAAAAUGAUUUAAGAAACGUGUGAUUGUAAAACUGAAAGACCUUGGAAGAGUCAUGGAAGUGACUAUGUUCUCUGCCGUGCCAAGCCCUCCAUCGGGCACAAGGACUGAGGGACGGAUACGGAGUGUUUAAAGAAACUACACACCAGUUAAACAAAUCCGAAAAAUAGAGAAUACUACUUGACAACUGAUGAACUAAUGACCUACAUUGUAAACCUUGGACUUUCAUUCUUCCCUUACAGCCAAGUCUCGGCAUCAUUGAAUCUUCCAUUGAAGAGCCACUCAUGGGAGAUGUCACAGUGUUCGAGAACCUAACUCCACACAAUCGCAUAACAUUCCAACUAGUGGAAGAAGGGAGUAAGCAUCGCAAAACAAAACUAGUGGACAGCUGGGGAUACAGUUACAAUGUCAGGUCCAAAUGGUCAUACGAAACUUACUGGCAGUGCACGAUCCUUCCUUGA